Macrosiphum euphorbiae (potato aphid) is the source of this 1317-nucleotide messenger RNA. The record is from the annotation of a GenBank genome assembly. Lineage: Eukaryota; Metazoa; Arthropoda; Insecta; Hemiptera; Aphididae.
AUGCUCAAUUUUUGGAAAACAAUUCAAUCUAAAAAAAGUUCAACAUCAUCGGCUAAUAUCAAUAACGUUGGGCUGAGCAUUAUCGGUGAUGGACUACUGCCACUCAAAGAUUUUGAAUAUGGCGAGAGUGAUCUUUAUGCUCUGGAAAAAUGUAGAUUAUCAUUGCAUUUCGGUGAAGCAUUGGUGUUGGAUAAUAGUGCACUUUUAUCCAUGUUUAGACAAUUUUUAGACCACAGAAAUUUAUUAUCACUUUACCAUUUAUACAUGGCAUUAUUGGGUCGUACAGAUAUUGAAGAUGAGUUAUUACGUACAAAUUUAUUAAGAAACAUCUCAGUUCAUCGGAUUCAUUUUCCCGAUCAAUUAAUAGCAAAAAUUAAUAAUCAUAGUAAACAGUUAGAUAUUGGUGAUUUAAAAGAAGUUACAGAUAAGGUUUAUGUAAUAUUACAAGAGUAUUGGAAUAAUUUUGUCCAGACUGAUAUGUUUUGUAAAUACCAAGUAGAUGUCUUAACAGGUGGACAAGUUACUCUUGGUGAUAUACUGCUUUGUGAUGGACUUCUUUCUUAUUUUAUGGAGUUUCUUGAUAGUGAAGGGUGUAGAUCUAUUGUUGAGUUCUGGUUGGCAGCUACAAAUUUUAAAAGUUGUGUUGAACAAUUAAAAAGUACUUCAGUUAACUAUGAACAAGCACAAAGUGACGCUAUUAGUAUUUAUGAAAAGUAUCUUUCUCUUCAAGCCACAUGUUCACUUGGUUUCACUGAUCAAGUAAGAAUUACCGUUGAAGAAUCUAUAUGUCCAGCUGACAUACAAGGCCAAACUGUUACAACAAUUAGCCAGUGUUUUAGAUCUGCCGUUUUAGUGGUCCUAGCAUUUUUACGUCAUAGAUGUUUAAUGCCAUUCCUAUCAUCUCAACAUUAUGUACGUUAUUUGUCCGAAUUAAUAAAAGCUGGAAAUUCCUAUCAAUCUCUAUCUCAAGACAAUGAAUCAUCUAGCUCUUCAGUUUCUGAGUAUAGUACUAAUUCAAAACGAUCAAUGUCUUCUCUUUUACCUUAUUCAGCUAGUACAGAUUCAUUAUGGAGAAAAAGACAGCAAAGUGGUUUAAGUUUUGGUCGAGUUGAUGAAUAUGGACGUUUCGAAAGGAACAUAGAACCAGAUCCAGAUAAAAACAAAGAAUCUGGCAUCAGGAGAAUGAUGAAAAAAUUUGUGAAUAAAGAGGGUGUAAAAAUGCAAGAAGAUAUGGCAUGGCAAGUAGCUGAAAUGAUUGUAAAAGAUGUAACAAGUGUGACAAUGGCAAAUAAUGAUGAAGAUUUUGGUGCAGAAUAA